GGCUCCCCAGCUGGCCUCUGCCCUUCACUCCUGGAGGAUCUCUCCAGGCUGACCCGCCUGUCUCGGUGACGGCCACAGGUCUCGGCCGCCGGCGAAGCCGAGCCUCAGCGCUUGCAGCACCUCUGGGUGUCUCAGGAGCAGUCGCGCCGGGUCCAUGGAGAAGGGCCCGCUGCCGGCGGAGAAGCCGAGGGGACCCAGGUGCACCAAUGGGUUCCCCGGGAAGGAGCUGUCACGGCCCGGGGCCAGCCGGCCAGCCGAGAAGUCCCGGCUGCCCGAGGCCAAGAGCGCACCGUCGGCCGACGCCUGGAAGGCAGGGCGGCCCCGCAGCGAGGAGGAUAACGAGCUGAACCUCCCUAACCUGGCGGCCGCCUACUCGUCCAUCCUGCGCUCGCUGGGCGAGGACCCCCAGCGGCAGGGGCUGCUCAAGACGCCCUGGAGAGCGGCCACCGCCAUGCAGUUCUUCACCAAGGGAUACCAGGAGACCAUCUCAGAUGUCCUGAAUGAUGCUAUAUUUGAUGAGGAUCAUGAUGAGAUGGUGAUUGUAAAGGACAUUGAUAUGUUUUCCAUGUGUGAACAUCACCUGGUUCCAUUUGUGGGAAGGGUCCACAUUGGUUACCUUCCUAACAAGCAAGUCCUUGGCCUCAGCAAACUUGCCAGGAUUGUAGAAAUCUAUAGUAGAAGACUACAAGUUCAAGAGCGCCUCACCAAACAGAUUGCGGUGGCCAUCACAGAAGCCUUGCAGCCUGCUGGCGUUGGGGUAGUGAUUGAAGCAACACACAUGUGUAUGGUAAUGCGAGGGGUGCAGAAAAUGAACAGCAAGACUGUGACCAGCACCAUGCUGGGGGUGUUUCGGGAAGACCCAAAGACUCGGGAAGAGUUCCUCACACUCAUCAGGAGCUGAACUUCCGUGUGUGCACAUGACCUGGUUUGCAGACCCCACUGCUACCGGCGUUAUCUGUCUCAAUCAUGCAUUCCAGUCUCAAUUGUUACAGAUGUGAAUUUUAUUUCUCACCAUGGAUUGUAUUUAAUGAUUAUUUAUAGAUAUGUCAAAUAAAAGUAAUUAAGGCGUGAGCCUUCUGCUUUCUUCUUGCCACCUUGUUAGUGGCAAUGUCUAAAGUGAACUGCCAAGAGUAUAGGUCAUCCACAUGGACCACUGCCAUUCAGGUUCCCCCAGGGUGCUGUCGACGAGGAGAACUCAUGUGCUUGGUUGAAAUCAUUAGCAAAGGGCACUGGACAUUUGAGGAGCUGUGGCCACUGUGCCAGGUUUUUCACCUCUAGUGGACAUAGUAUAACUCUGAAGGAAGUGCUGGGGACAGUAGAUAUACAGAGAGCAUUGCUGUCUGCAUUUAGAGACCCCCAGACCCCGCUCUGCAUUGAUCAUGUUUGUGAAUCACCAGGGACAUUCUACUCAAUAUAUUCAUUGACUGUCUACCUGUAACGCUAGUCUCUGACGGAAGGUGGUGGGAUACCUGUCUUUAAUUUUGCUGUGCCUUAUAAAGGCAACUUCUAUAUUUUAAAAUUUGAGUAGAGGAAAUUCAUUCCUGGAGUUGUUUUCAUGAGUUCAUUUUCAUGUCAGCAUACAUGGAUGGAGAGGGUUGACUCUGUGCCUUGAUGAGAAUGUUGAACCACUUGGAGUGUAGGUACUUUUGCCAUCCUUUAGGAAAAGCCAUUACUUCCUAAAUUUAUAAGUGCCAACUCUGCCGACUUCCUGUUUGGGAGUUUAUUUUGUCUAUUCUGAGGAGAUGCUUCAUCACGUUUCAAAAACCCUUAGGAAGUAUUUUUCUAAGUAUUUCCAGGGUCUUUUGAAACUGCCUAUCCUGUGAGCUCCGCAGACUCCUAGUUCCUCUGGACCGGGAAGAACAUAGAAUGGGCUGAGGGAGGACUGCAUGGGGGCUGUGCCUGCAGGUCUAGGCCAAGCCAUACUGUUGCUGCUGGUGUCUGCAGAUGCACUGGGGAUAUCAGUCUAGUUUCUUUCUUGUCGGUGUGUGUCUUGUCUUUAGUACAAGUGUGUUCAGAUGCUGUAGCUGUUCAGGAAGUUUGGCUUAUUACCACUUACUUUAAAUAUCCUGCAUUGGGGCAGUGUGGGCCAAGUUAAAGCACAGCAUGUAGCCCCCCCCAUGCACUCAUGCACACACAUGUGCGUGAGUACACACACACACACACACACACACACACACACACCUGGUCCAUGAAGAGGUCUCCCACUGGCUGACAGUGCUGUCAAUGUAUCCCUGUAGUCCCACCACUGCCACUUAGAUACUCAUUAGCCUAUGAUGAAGCAAGAUGAUGGAGCUGGCUUUUUAUUUUAUUACUAUUACUUUUUUUUAUCUCUGCCUUUCCCUGGCACUUUCUAUAUUUAGAGUUUCUAAAGCAUAGUCAGGUUGGUUUUGAGUUCCUUUUAAAAUCUGAUAACAAUGUUAGCCCACUUACUAUUCAAACAUUUCUAGGUAGAAUGCUAAGUUCUCAUGUUUGGUAUUUUAAAGUAAAAACCAAUGUGACUUGACUUAGAGGGCCAAAGAAAUUGUUCGCCAUACCUUCAUCUUUUUGGAGUGAUCAUUUGUAUCCCUUCUGAAUGGCUCUGUUGGCUCAUUCCCUAGAAAUUCUUAACAAAAGCCUGACAUGUCCACAGGCUAGUCUUGUCAGUACCUGCAAAGUGACAACCUUGUCUGUUUCAUUCUGGUGUAGUGCUUCAAAAUUGCCUUUCACAUCCAUGACAUUGAGUCCAUUUGGGGGAUUUUUAAGAAUUUGAUGUAUUUACAUAUACUGUUCAAUUACAUGGUUUGGAUUUUCUGUAUGUGUAUGUAUGUUCCUGAAGUUGGUUUUAUUUAAAUGAUUAAAGUGUUAUAAUUUUGUUUCUGUGAA
Cricetulus griseus (Chinese hamster) is the source of this 2862-nucleotide messenger RNA. The record is from RefSeq and is a predicted model, not a curated record. NCBI's taxonomy places the organism in Eukaryota, Metazoa, Chordata, Mammalia, Rodentia, Cricetidae.